Molecule: messenger RNA, 2310 nt
Organism: Mercenaria mercenaria
Lineage: Eukaryota; Metazoa; Mollusca; Bivalvia; Venerida; Veneridae
Exons: 3
Coding region: 311-775 (154 amino acids)
Source: RefSeq, a predicted model, not a curated record
CUGAAUAAUUGGUCAUGCACGUAAGCCGCUCAAGUUCUGCAGUCAGCGCGACUAUUGUUCAGAAUCAUGGUGGAAAUAUUUUCCCAGUGCGCCAGGAGAUACACAGAAGCGUCAGCCAGCAGUUCAUAUAUGGGUAUGGACCCCGUCCGGCAACUGUAAACCCUGUUUUCGACCCAGAAGCCAUCGAAUAUCAGCCACAGGCGAUAGGUUAUGGACCAGCAAUCCCACGACCGAAUCCAGAACUGCAAGCUGGAGGCUAUGGUCAUCAAAUGAAGGAUACAUACAAAACGAACCUGUUGCACCCGUUAUCAUGAGAGGCCAAUGGCAGUCUAGACCUGAUGAAGAAGGGCAAGCAAAAAGCGCGGACGAAACAAAAGAAGCAAAGAAAAUUCCAGUAUUCACCAUUAUAAAACGCAUUUUCUCUGCGUUGCUGAUUAUUGGAGACGUUUUCAUAGAUUGGACGUCCUUCGCAGAUGUGAUAAUGGGAACCACUUCUGACAAGACGAAUGAAAAGUUUGCUUUCUCUUUUCCAAAAAUAGACGAAGCAUUUGCUGUAAUAAACAAAAGCAAGUCAGAGAGAAUAAAAUGCAGUUCUACGGAAUAUUCGGAUUAUAACACAUAUUACCUUACGUAUUCCUACGGCAUUUUCGUACUGUUCGGCACAUUGUUCACGAUUGUCAAACUGCUGAACAUCAUCGGAGAAACCAUACGUGAAAUUGGAGAAAGGGACCAGAAAGAAAAGAGGAAAAGAAAGAAAUCGGGAGAAAAGAAAUGAAGUCAGUUGGGUUUCAAAUACUUCACGACUGGAUGGAAACGUUUCUAGCGCUUCUCUUCGAAGAUCUUCCACAGAACUUAACAUUAAUGCUGUACUCGUGGACAUGUAAAGGUAAAGCCUUAAAUUCAUCUAAAGUACUCGUUUCAAUGAUUGGCUCUUCUGUGAAAAACAUGGUUCGAAAAUCAACAUGUAAGCAGAAAAAUGCGUGCGCCUGCUGCCUUUACAGGUAUGAUUGCGGUUGCAUGAAUUUCACGUGUUGCUCAUUAAUUUGCUGUUCAUGCCUAAAAGCGGCUCCAAAGUUUUAUCCCGACGGGAGCUUAAUUGCAUACGGCAACAUGAUGCCUAUCGAAGAUGUAGAGGACGACUGCAUAUGUUGUAAAUGCGUUAUCCUUGAGUGGGGAUAUGAAAUGCAUUUUCCACCCGUAUGCUCUUGUGGUCGUUUCAUCUGUAUCAAACAGAUGGGGUUCUGUAUAAAUGAGUUUGAAGAAAAAGCGUGCUGUGAACAGGACUGUUAUGGCUGUUGUGGGAAGAGAAUUGACAAAGACCCGGUAUGGGUAGAGAAAUAUAUCAAUCGACUGCAACAGGGUAACACUGUCAUUAUUGUCUUGUAUUAUUUUAAAAACGCUGUAAACUUUAUUUUACGCAUCCUCGGCUUCUGAAUACUUUGAAGAGAGCAAUGUAUCAUGUAUUUGGUGUUUUCUACAGACAAUUCCUUUAUUGUACACAAUUAUAAUGUAUGUAUUUGACAUAUACACGGAAGCACCAAAUUACUAACCAUGACAUGUAUUAUCUUAUUACAUACUCAAAUCUAUCUUAUGAUCACAAUGUUAUAAAUUGGUUUGCCUGAAUAGAUGGCUUUUAAUUUGCAUUGCUUCAACAUUAGUUCAAUCAAAGUUUGUUUAUAGUUGUUAUCAGUCGAAAACAGUGAUUAUUUUUCCACUGCACUUAUAUUCUAGUAUACUGUCAUUUUUGGGGACCAAACACUUUUCCGUUUAUAGUGAACAUUCGAAAGGCGGUGGCAUCGGGAUUAAACUAUCAAAGAUGUCAACAAAAUAUCUCAGAAGAAGCAUGGUAUUAAACUAUUUCAUCAUUGUAAGGAGUCAGUAGGAAUAUAAACACUCAGAAGGAGGUCACUACCACCUUUAUUAGCUGUAUUCCAUUAGGGUUUAUGAUGUAUGUUUUCAAACAAACUUCUAAUAUUUGUUUUACUAUCACAAUAUCAGUUUUUAAGUGCCGUGUGGCGGCCGUAAAAUGCCACUCCACCCUCAGUGUUAUAUAUUUUCUUUUUCUUUAGACCUAGGCAAUAUAUUCAACAUAUCUGUAAAACAGAGUUCCGCUUAAGCUAGUGCUAUGGCCGUGAGUGGUAUUGCACAUCUUAUCACCUCUCGUAAACAAACUCGGACUCAAUCUAACUGAGUCUGCAAUCUUUUUGUUGGAAUGGUUGCUAUUGAUGUCAAAUGUUUGCUUCGUCCAUUAUUGUAAUUUAUCAUGUAACUGCAGUGUACGCCUUGAUUAUAAUUUCAUGAUUAUAUUAA